AUGCUGCUGCUUGUUCUGUUGGCCUUUUCUGUUCCGAGUGCAUUUUCUGACUCGGAUACCGAACUCUCAGCCGAGACCUGCAGUGCCUGCUCUUGCAUGUCCAUUGAGAACGUCCUCUAUGUGAACUGUGAGAAAAUAACUGUGUACAGGCCAACACAGCUGCUCCCUCCACAAUCCAGCCUCUACCAUCUGAAUUUCCAGAAAAACCUUUUGUACAUUCUUUACCCCAACACUUUUCUGAAUUUCACGCACGCAGUCUCUCUCCAGCUGGGGAACAACAAGCUGCAGAACAUCGAGGGAGGGGCCUUCAUGGGACUCAGUGCAUUAAAACAGUUGCACUUAAAUAACAAUGAAUUAAAAGAGCUCCGGGCUGACACUUUCCGGGGGAUCGAAAACUUGGAAUACCUCCAGGCCGACUACAAUUUAAUCAAGUAUAUUGAGAAGGGAGCCUUCAAUAAAUUACAUAAGCUAAAGGUUGUAAUUCUAAAUGACAAUCUUAUACAGAGCCUGCCUGAGAACAUAUUCCGCUUUGCCUCCCUCACACACUUGGAUAUACGAGGAAACAGGAUACAGAAACUCCCAUAUCUUGGAGUUUUGGAGCAUAUUGGAAGAAUAGUGGAAUUGCAAUUGGACGACAACCCAUGGAAUUGCACCUGUGAUUUAUUACCACUGAAAGCUUGGUUGGAGAAUAUGCCCUAUAACAUUUUCAUUGGCGAGGCUAUAUGUGAGACUCCCAGUGACCUAUAUGGCCGACUUUUGAAAGAGACCAAUAAACAAGAACUAUGCCCUUUGGGAAUUGGUAGUGACUUUGAUGUGAGGAUGCCCCCUUCCCAGCCAGAUGCUGGACACACCAUAUCUAAUAUUGCACCAUCCACGAUAGCACCCUCAGUUACCAAAGCACCAAAAACUACAAAUCCCUCCAAAAUCUAUGGGAAUGGUAUUGUUGCUGGUAUUCCAGUGGGUAAAAAUGGCCAAAUUGUGUCCUACCAAACCCGAGUCCCUCCCCUCUCCUGUCCUCAACCCUGCAUUUGCAAAGCUCAUCCAUCUGAUUUUGGAAUUAGUGUGAAUUGUCAGGAAAGAAAUAUCCAGAGCCUAGCUGAUCUUACACCUAAACCUCUAAAUUCCAAGAAAUUGCACCUCAAUGGUAAUUACAUUAGAAAUAUCAGCCCCAUUGACUUCCAAGGGUUUGAAGGGUUGGAUCUCUUACACCUGGGCAGUAAUCAAAUAUCCACUGUUCAAAAAGGUGUGUUUGGAAAUCUGACCAACCUCCGCAGACUAUACCUUAAUGGAAAUCAGCUUGAGCAGCUUCACCCGGAAAUGUUCCUUGGCCUCAGUAACCUCCAGUAUUUGUAUUUGGAAUACAAUGCCAUAAAGGAGGUGUUAGCAGGGACAUUUGACUCCAUGCCAAAUUUGCAACUCUUGUAUCUAAACAACAAUGUGCUCCGAAGCCUCCCUGCUUAUAUUUUUGCUGGUGUGCCUCUUGCUCGAUUGAAUCUAAAGAACAAUCAUUUCAUGACUUUGCCUGUGAGUGGCGUGCUGGACCAGCUCAAAUCCCUCACUCAGAUAGAUCUGGAAGGCAAUCCCUGGGAAUGCUCAUGUGAUUUAGUGGCUUUAAAACUGUGGUUGGAGAAGCUGAAUGAGGGGGUGGCUGCCAAGGAGGUCAGAUGUGCAUCCCCAGUGCAGUUUGCAAACACUGAGCUGCGGGAGCUGAAAAACGAGAUCCUCUGCCCUAAGCUCAUAGCCAGGCCUCCUUUUAUCAUGACAAGUGCAACCCCCCUGGCCACAUCAAUGUCACCUGCUGGAGUUGGCAAAGCACCUCCUGGUGGUCCGGUACCUCUGUCAAUCAUGAUUUUGAGCAUCCUGGUGGUCUUAAUCCUCACAGUGUUUGUUGCUUUCUGCCUGCUGAUCUUUGUGCUCAAACGAAACAAAAAGCCUGCUGGGAGGCAGGAGGGGCUUGGCAACCAGGAGUGUGGCUCCAUGCAGCUCCAGCUGAGGAGGCACAACCACAAAUGCAACAAGAACGACGACCUGGCAGGAGAGACCUUUAUCCCCCAGACCAUUGAGCACAUGAGUAAAGCCCAUACUUGUGGAAUCAGAGACUCAGAUGCCAGCUUCAAGUUUGCCGACUCCCAGAGACCGAAAAUGUUCUUACGCAACAGUGCAGACAAUGACAAGGACUCUCUAACUCUGGACCCCAGGAAACGAUUAAGUACCAUCGAUGAGCUGGAUGAGUUUCUACCUGGAAGAGAGUCCAGCCUGUUCCUCCACAGCUACUUGGACAACAAAAAGGAUUUCAACAGUAUAGGGGUGAGUGGUUUUGAGAUCCGUUACCCCGAGAAACCACAUGACAAAAAAACAAAAAAGUCAUUGAUAGGGGGUAACCACAGUAAGAUAGUUGUUGAGCAGCGCAAAAGUGAAUAUUAUGAACUAAAAGCAAAACUCCAAGGGACCCCUGACUAUCUUCAAGUACUAGAGGAACAGACAGCCCUCAGUAAAUUUUAG
This is a messenger RNA of Neoarius graeffei (lesser salmon catfish), 2502 nucleotides long. RefSeq names its product SLIT and NTRK-like family, member 4 (gene slitrk4). Gene Ontology annotation, molecular function: protein binding. Bases 1 to 2502 code for a protein of 833 amino acids. NCBI's taxonomy places the organism in Eukaryota, Metazoa, Chordata, Actinopteri, Siluriformes, Ariidae. Gene Ontology annotation, cellular component: membrane; glutamatergic synapse. The record is from RefSeq and is a predicted model, not a curated record. The transcript has a single exon. Gene Ontology annotation, biological process: positive regulation of synapse assembly; regulation of presynapse assembly; axonogenesis.